AGAACUCAAAACAGCGCAGAGCGCAAGUUUUCAUGCGCAGUAAAUUCCUAAUUUUCCUGGUCGAUCGUGGAUUUUCAUUUAGUUUUUCAGCUGAUCACGCUUUCUGCUAGCGUAUCGCAGUCUGUCCGCGGCGUGGGUCAUGUGCGAAACUGUUGCAGCGUUGUGAAAUCGCUGAGUGAUUGUGUUGUGUAGUUGUUUAGAUAGUGCCAGUGAAAAUGUUUUCAGGGCUUACGAAUCAGGUUACUUCGUGGAUGGGGGCUGCGAAAGGCGAGCCUCAAGAUGAGGAAGUGCCUACCCCCACUAAAGAAGCAACGGGGGAAACCGCAGCGGAAGGUGAAAAACAGAGCCCAACUAAAGGUGGUAGUAAGCUGGACCUUAUUACCAAUGUAAAGUCACAGAUGACCGGUUGGCUCGGCUCUGGCAUUCCCAUCCCUGGGCUCAGGAAAAAUGAGGCUCCGCCGGCCGAAGCUGAGCCAGCUCCCGCGGAACCCGAGCCAGCCGAACCUAAACCAGAGAAGGACGAUGACGAUAACUCUAGCGCCACUGGUGGAGCGGAUAGCAGGCCUGCGUCCACUGGCGGCACGCCCACCGAGGAUCAACCAGCCGGCGUAGGCAAUGGUCAACACAGUAAAAAAUUGUCCAUUGUUGAUGCUAUCGAAGUACCUGAUAUGGAAGAGCUGACUACCAAAGCUGUGGCCGGUGCUAAGUCUUUGGGUAACUUCUUGUACUCAGCGGUGAAUAAGGCCGGGGCGAAGGUCAGCGAAGCCAGCGCCAAGAUCAAGAAGACAGUAGAGGAGAAUAGCAUUCUCGGCGAGUUCAACCGAGAGCAAGACGCGUUUAUCAAGGGUCAAGAAGGGCGCGGGGGUGGCGCAGCAGUGGCUCCCUGGGUCGGCGCCCCCAACGAACCUGCCUUAAAGGAAGAGUGCCUGUCUCUAUCUACUGACCGAAGGAACUUCGUGCGUGCGCCACCUGCUGGUGUAGAGUUUGAGUUCGACUACGACAAAAUGUAUCCGGUCGCCGUCGCCAUCAUGGCUGAAGAUCCAAAUCUCGAGAAGAUGCGCUUCGAGCUAGUGCCAAAAGUUAUCACGGAAGAGAACUUCUGGAGGAACUACUUUUACCGCCUGUCGCUGAUCUGUCAGGCCAACGAGGCGGACGCCGCCGCAGCCAGUCGCCAGCCCAGCGCUGACGACUCACAGGAUGAUAAAUCUGCAAGUGACAGUCUAAUCACAAAUGAGAAAUCCUCUCAGGAGUCAAUUGAUGACGUCAAGAAACGGAUUAAAUCCCUAAAAGUGGAUAGGGAGAACGAUGAUGAGCAAUGGGAAAAGGAGCUGGAGGCAGAACUCAACGAGUACGAGGUGGUCGCUGGACAGCAACACGACCCGCGCUGGGACCAGGACUGCGACCGGCUGCUCGCCGAACAACUCGACCUCAAGUAACCGCACCAGUACAUUGGUUAAAUUGAAAGUUAAUACAAUUCCUAUGUUUCCAGACAACACGAGAAAUAUUCCAAACCAAAUUACCGUACAUGGAACUUGAUGCUCUCUUUCUUUAUCACCCAACACUUUUGAUGGAUCCACUGCUGGGUGUGAUGUGUCUGUAUUUGUAUGACUUGGACCAGUGUUAUAUCCGUUUUAAUAUCUAUUUAUCUGUUUAUUUAUGGAUUAAAUUUUUAUGAAAGAGCCGCGUAUAUUGAGAACCUGUAAUUUUACAAAUAGAAUGCUUUUAAUGACUUUUAUUAUAAUAAUUAUUACGCGAUCCACCAGUCGGUCAACAUUUUUUGGGAGCCCUAAUGGGUUAUUCUCCACUGUAUUAGAUAUUUAAUUUUAUUUUCCAUUGCAAUUACUUGACUUGCAUUGGAAUAACUGUGUAUUACCGAUAUUUAUAGCUAUCUUUUCUCUAAGCCAUGUCAGAGGUGGGUCCCAAAAAUGUGAAGUUUUGUUAAACGAGUCUUACCCUAAUCAAGAACAAGAACAAGAACGAUUCAUUAUUACUAUAAUAAUCCAAGUUCUUGUAUUAUUAUAGUAAUAAUGAAUCGUGAUGAGUCCUUAUUUCGAAGCACGGAAUAAGUAAGCAAACUCAGUUCUUUUCUUUUUUUUAAGUGAUCCAUCGAUCGAUCCUUUUAUUUGAAAGAGCAUCAUUUUCCUUCAUUUAUUGAUUAACAGUCAAGAUUACGCUAGGAGGCGUAAUCAAUUGGAGGAAUUUGACAUAUUGUGGUAACUUGAUGUGCAUGCUAUUUUGAAUAUUCUCAUUUGAAAGAUGUUCUAUAUCUUUAACUUGCAUAAAUCUGUAACAAGGGGUCUUUGGUGGAUACUUUUGAAAUUAUAUAGAAUCAAGUGUUAAUCGUAUGUGAUCUUGGUUCGUUUACACUUGAUUUCCUGAAAAUUAAAUAAACAUCAUUAACUUGUCUUGUCAAAUACCUUUUAUAAUUUGAAGAUGAAAAAACUUUCAAAUUAAGCUCAAUUUUACUUGGAUGUGAAUGUUAGUGUAUUCGCUUUAAUUGAUUAUAAUAUAAUAUUUUUUGUAGCUUGAUGUAAAUACUUAUGCUCUUUGGCCUAAUUAUAUUUCAAUCUUCCUAUAAUUCUUGAAUAUUCUUACAUAAAAGGGUCGUUAAGGAAUUCCAUAAUAAACAUUAUGGAUCUAGAUGUAAACAAAUGGUAUACAUUUAAACUGCCCGUUGGUUGCUAAAUUACAAUGGAGGAAUAGUUUGAAACCUCAAUAUCAAUGUUAUUGUCAUGAUCAUUCUAAUGGUGUAAGUAAAAUUAUAAAUUAUUACAUUUGUAUAGUGUUACAAUAUUAGUAGUAUAACAUUCCUGUAAAAUAUUAUGUGUGUUAAAUAUAUGCGUUUGUCUU
Diatraea saccharalis (sugarcane borer) is the source of this 2850-nucleotide messenger RNA. The record is from the annotation of a GenBank genome assembly. NCBI's taxonomy places the organism in Eukaryota, Metazoa, Arthropoda, Insecta, Lepidoptera, Crambidae.